ACCACACAAGGUAUGGAUAUAAGAUCUGUCUGUUGCUUUCUUGGGGUCCAUUUUGGGUGGCACAUUGCAUGAGGUCUUGUUGAUGGUGGAUAUAUGUUCCAUUAGAUUGCCUGUUAUACGUUUCUUUUUCUUAGUCUAGAACUGUGAAAGUUCUACCAGUGAAACAAACAAAAGGGUUAAUCAAGUGUAUUUAUUUGCUUUCAGGCUUGUGUGUGGAACCCCACCAUCUAUCGAUGACUUCAACAUCCAGUCACUUCUUGGUGAGGGAUCAUAUGGAAAGGUCUAUAAGGCAAACUACAGAAAAACAGGAAGGGCCGUUGCCAUUAAGACUAUUGAAAGCUUUUAUAUGGAUGAACCUACGGCGUUUGCUAGUGUUCUCCGAGAGCAACGGAUCCUGCUAUUGGCCAAGAAGGAAAAUUGCCACUUCCUUACUAGAUUAUUCGCCUCUUUCUCUACGGAUCAUUAUACCUGCCUGGCAAUGGAGUUUGUAGAAGGAGGAGACUUGGUAUCCCAUUUGGUCAGAGACGGAAUGUCACAGGAGAGAACUAGAUUUUAUUCCGCCUGUAUUGUACUUGGGCUGCAGUUUUUGCAUGAUCGGAACAUCACCCAUAGGGAUUUAAAACUAGAAAAUGUAUUGCUGGAUAGAGACGGAUACGCCAAAAUUACUGACUUUGGAAUUAGCAAAGAAGGUAAGAUUUCUAGUUAUAAUUCCAUAGCACUGAACUCUAGACAGGGGGGAUUUAUUCAAUUCAUUCAAACCAAAUGGAUGAGCGAAUGGACACAAGAACGAGUGAUGUAUCUGCCUCUGACACACAAACACAACUUUCCAAUCUCUCAUUUUAUUUCAAGAUAA
Xenopus laevis (African clawed frog) is the source of this 853-nucleotide messenger RNA. Its product is annotated as serine/threonine-protein kinase N1-like. The coding region runs from base 347 to 853 and encodes 168 amino acids. The record is from RefSeq and is a predicted model, not a curated record. The transcript is spliced from 5 exons. NCBI's taxonomy places the organism in Eukaryota, Metazoa, Chordata, Amphibia, Anura, Pipidae.